Messenger RNA from Dermacentor silvarum, 1077 nucleotides. RefSeq lists its product as uncharacterized. Lineage: Eukaryota; Metazoa; Arthropoda; Arachnida; Ixodida; Ixodidae. The record is from RefSeq and is a predicted model, not a curated record. The transcript has 4 exons. Bases 122 to 817 code for a protein of 231 amino acids.
UAUACGCGUAUUUUCGUUUUACGGACAGAGAACUGCACUAAUGUGACCCGUGUGCCGUGCAGCUGUGCAGGGCCUGCUGUUGCUGCUGCUUGUGCUGUCCCGUGGGGGAGAUGCGCAGGAGAUGCGCGUCGAGUCCGGACAGACGCUGGCUGAGUGCCGCGACACGCACGGCCACCUGCCUGGCGGUGCACUCAGCUACGGCUACACCAAAGCGCUGCUGGGGCGCCUUGAAGCUUGCAUUCUCUUCAACCGACGGUUCAUGGCAGAGAAUCUGCCUAUUGAACUGUCGGCCCUGACGGUGCCGCCCAAGAUCCAGGUGCCACCAUCUAGUGAACUAAAGCGGCUGACCGAGGAGCAGGCAUUUCUGCGCAUCUACCAGCUGCUGGUAGCGUACACCACGUUUGCCCAGCACAUGGCCAAUACAAGCCACGGUAUGGCGAGCUGCAGCGGCCAUGCCAUCGCGGCGACCAGCAAGCGCAGCGCCGCGGGCGCCGCCACGGCCCUCCAGGUGGCGACCAACAGCCAACGGAACGCUGACCAACUGCAGGAGCUCCGCUGCGACGUGCGACUGUCUAGCGCGGCGCACGGCAGCCAGGCGCAGUUCGCGGCCGCUGAUGCCAGCGCAGUGGGUCUCAUCCUGGACACGUACGCGGACUGCUCUAAACGCCUGCUGGCCCACUACAGCGUGGCGGUGGGUGUGCAGCAGCUGCUGCACUCAGUGCGCGCGUACCUGCUGCACUUGGUGCGCCUCAAGAGCCCCUACCCGGGAGGCGACAACGCCGAGCCCCCCGAGGUCUUUGAGCAGGCCUCGUACUGAGCCCCAGUCCCGCUUCGCUUCGGUCCCUCGCAAGCAAGCUGACUGGCCAAAGAGGCGGCCACCUCUGUCUAACAAGAGUCGCCAAGAAAAAAAAAAAAAGAAGAGAGAAAGUCUGGUACAACCACUAAUACAUGCCAAAUGCACGGCUAUGAUCAAGUGGAGUGCGCCAAAUGAACGCUACAGUCAGAUGGAAAAGGACCUUCCUGCUUCGGAGAGCCCCUUUAUAACUCAAUAAAACACGAUCGACUUCGGCUUGUGUU